Leopardus geoffroyi (Geoffroy's cat) is the source of this 3694-nucleotide messenger RNA. RefSeq names its product lysyl oxidase like 2 (gene LOXL2). Gene Ontology annotation, cellular component: membrane. Gene Ontology annotation, molecular function: protein-lysine 6-oxidase activity; copper ion binding. Gene Ontology annotation, biological process: peptidyl-lysine oxidation. NCBI's taxonomy places the organism in Eukaryota, Metazoa, Chordata, Mammalia, Carnivora, Felidae. The transcript is spliced from 14 exons. The record is from RefSeq and is a predicted model, not a curated record. Bases 516 to 2837 code for a protein of 773 amino acids.
GGGGGUGGGUAGAGGAAUCUCCCCGAGGAAAGGGCCCCCUCUCGAGCUGCUCAGUCUCCGGAAACCUGGGCGCGAAGAGCCUGGGAAGCGCUGCAACCUCUGGCGCGCGGCCUCCCCCGCACAGCCCGCUCGGGCCCGGGGAGGGGCCGCUCUCGAAUUACAACAAAAGGGGCCGGAGGCCGGGCCUGCCGCGGUGGCCACCUCCCGGGAAGGGGGUGGGUUCGGGGAGGGGUUUGCCUUCCCGACUCGCGUUAAAAGUACCGGGAAAAGCGUAAAGGAGCGACUCCGGCCCGCGGCUUCCUCAACUUGGAUCCCGCUUCCUUCAGCGGCCUGAGAAGUCGGCUCGUCCCCUCUGCUCGGGAAAGGGGCGCAGCGGCGACGCGCGCGGAGAGGGGCCACCGUGGAAAGCUGGCCCCAGCCAAGCCAGCGCGGGCCCCUGUUGCCAAGACUCUUCUGCCUGCCGCCCCUCACCACCCAGCACCCCCUCAGUCAGGUCCUCCAGCCAGAGGACAGGGAUGGAGAGGCGCGGAGUCUGGCGCCUUGCCAGCUGUCUGGCCGUGCUCUCGCUGCUCCUGUCCCUGAGCCUGGCGCAAUACGAGAACUGGCCACACUACCCUGAGUACUUCCAGCAGCCGGCCCCCGAGUACCACCGGCCUCAGGUGCCCUCGGACGUCGCCAAGAUCCAGCUACGCCUGGCAGGCCAGAAGAGGAAGCACAGCGAGGGGCGGGUGGAGGUGUACUACAAUGGCCAGUGGGGCACCGUGUGUGACGACGACUUCUCCAUCCACGCGGCCCACGUCGUCUGCCGGGAGUUGGGAUAUGUGGAGGCCAAGUCCUGGACCGCCAGCUCCUCCUACGGCAAAGGGGAAGGGCCCAUCUGGUUGGACAAUAUCUACUGCACUGGCAAAGAGGCCACCCUCGCAGCUUGCUCCUCCAAUGGCUGGGGUGUCACCGACUGCAAGCACACAGAAGACGUGGGUGUGGUGUGCAGUGACAAAAGGAUUCCUGGCUUCAAGUUUGACAAUUCGUUGGUCAACCACAUAGAGAACCUGAACAUCCAGGUGGAGGACAUCCGGAUCCGAGCCAUCCUGGGCACCUACCGCAGGCGCACCCCCGUGACAGAGGGCUACGUGGAGGUGAAGGACGGCAAGACGUGGAAGCAGAUAUGUGACAAGCACUGGACAGCCAAGAAUUCCCGCGUGGUCUGCGGCAUGUUUGGCUUCCCUGGGGAGAAGACGUACAACACCAAAGUGUACAAAAUGUUUGCCGCCCGGAAGAAGCAACGCUACUGGCCAUUCUCCAUGGACUGCACAGGCACGGAGGCCCACAUCUCCAGCUGCAAGCUGGGUCCUCAGGUGUUGCUAGACCCCGUGAAGAAUGUCACCUGUGAGAAUGGGCUGCCAGCUGUGGUGAGUUGUGUGCCUGGCCAGGUCUUCAACCCCGACGGGCCCUCGAGAUUCCGGAAAGCCUACAAGCCAGAGCAACCCCUGGUGCGGUUGAGAGGUGGUGCCAACAUCGGAGAGGGCCGAGUGGAGGUGCUCAAGAACGGAGAAUGGGGAACCGUCUGUGACGACAAGUGGGACCUGAUGUCUGCCAGCGUGGUCUGCAGAGAGCUGGGCUUUGGGAGUGCCAAAGAGGCCAUCGCUGGCUCCCAGCUGGGGCAAGGGAUAGGACCCAUCCACCUCAAUGAGAUCGAGUGCACCGGGAAUGAGAAGUCCAUUAUAGAUUGCAAAUUCAACGCUGAGUCUCAGGGCUGCAACCACGAGGAAGAUGCUGGUGUGAGAUGUAACAUCCCUGCCAUGGGCUUCCAGAAAAAGCUGCGCCUGAACGGGGGCCGGAACCCCUACGAGGGCCGGGUGGAGGUACUGGUGGAGAGGAACGGGUCCCUCGUAUGGGGGACGGUGUGUGGUGAGAACUGGGGCAUUGUGGAGGCCAUGGUGGUCUGCCGGCAGCUGGGACUGGGCUUUGCCAGCAACGCCUUCCAGGAGACCUGGUAUUGGCACGGAAAUAUCUUCGCCAACAAAGUGGUCAUGAGUGGAGUGAAGUGCUCGGGAACGGAGCUGUCCCUGGCGCACUGCCGUCACGAUGAGGAUGUGACCUGCCCCCAGGGUGCGGUGCAGUACGGGGCUGGAGUCGCCUGCUCAGAAACUGCCCCUGACCUGGUCCUCAACGCGGAGAUUGUCCAGCAGAGCACCUACCUGGAGGACCGUCCCAUGUUCAUGCUCCAAUGCGCCAUGGAGGAGAACUGCCUGUCAGCCUCGGCUGCCCAGACCGACCCCACCACAGGCUACCGCCGGCUUCUGCGCUUCUCCUCCCAGAUCCACAACAAUGGGCAGUCUGACUUCCGACCCAAGAAUGGCCGCCAUGCGUGGAUCUGGCAUGACUGCCACAGGCACUACCACAGCAUGGAAGUGUUCACCCACUAUGACCUCUUGAACCUCAAUGGUACCAAGGUGGCAGAGGGCCACAAAGCCAGCUUCUGCCUGGAGGACACAGAAUGCGAAGGAGACAUCCAGAAGAAUUAUGAGUGUGCCAACUUCGGUGAACAGGGCAUCACCAUGGGCUGCUGGGACAUGUAUCGCCAUGACAUCGACUGCCAGUGGGUCGACAUCACUGACGUACCCCCUGGAGACUACCUGUUCCAGGUUGUCAUUAACCCCAACUACGAGGUUGCGGAGUCUGACUACACCAACAACAUCAUGAAGUGCAGGACCCGCUACGACGGCCACCGCAUCUGGAUGUACAACUGCCACAUAGGUGGUUCCUUCAGUGAAGAGACGGAAAAAAAGUUUGAACACUUCAGUGGACUCAUAAAUAACCAGCUCUCCACACGGUAAAGCACCAGGUCACCUCCUGUCUUGAGGCCACAGCGCAUCGUCCCCAACAACUGCAGUCUGACUGAUGGCCACACUCCCUCCUCGCCAGCCCCGCCCCUGCCCCAUCUCGACCCCCUGCAGCCAUGCCCAAGGCCCAGGAGAAAGGGGUGUGCCUGUCAUUUGCUGGGGGCUGCUGCCUGACCUUUGGAGCCUGAGGACGACCUCCAGGGUGGGGCUUGGCCACAGGGCCAUGGGUGCCAAGAGCCAUCUUGUCUGGGACCCCAGGAGCACGGUUAGCAGCAGAGCAUCCCACCCAAAGCACGGUCCACCUCAAGUAGGAGAGCACCCCCCUCAACUCACGACAGAUACCACGGGGCCAUGUUGGUAGUAUGAACUAUCAACCCAAGGCGGUCAGGUCGGGCUGAAUUCCAUUUGUCCUUCUCUUAGCUCAUGUCCAGCCAACUUGAAUAUCUAGACCUCUCUUCCAAUUAAACAGACUGCCUCUAUCAUAUUCACAUACACAGAUAAUGCUGCCAUGUGUUUUUCUAAUUAGGUGAGCUCAGAGUUGGUGCUUCCCCCGGUCCCCCUCCCAAAUCCUCUUAUUUUUCAAGAUACCAUUAUUAUAUUUUCACAGACUUUCAAAUACAAAGCAACUUAGUGGCAUUUAAUGGGCAUCUGGGCCUUGGAAAGUAUAGGUCAAAAGAAAAACCCAACCCACCUGUGUAAGUGGCUCAUCCUUCUGUUGUUCCAAUUCUGUGGGUUAACUGAUUCAGCGGUGCUAUAGCCAGGGUCCUGGGUGAUGAGGACACCCACCGAGCGCCAUGUGUCAUCACAGACACUUACACAUACUUGAAACUUUGAAUAAAAAGUUUAUGGUA